AUACUCAUUUUUUUUGUUCCGCAGCUGGAGAGGGCUGAGGUGAGACUGGAAGGCAUUGACACCAUGCUGAAAUUGGCUUCAAAAACCUUCUUGCUGCCGUCGGUGCAGUAUGCAAUGCUGUGUGGGUGGCAAAGGGUCGUUCCAGAAGGGACCAACAUUGGAGAGCCUUUGUACGACUGCCUGAAGGAUGUGGAUUUGAUUCCUCCAUUCAACCGCAUGCUUUUGGAGGUGACUUUUGGAAAGCUGUAUUCUUGGGCCAUCCAGAAUAUUCGCAACAUUUUGCUGGAGGCCAGCGCUCGCUUUAAAGAACUAG
This is a messenger RNA of Oryzias melastigma (Indian medaka), 313 nucleotides long. Its product is annotated as putative HERC2-like protein 3. NCBI's taxonomy places the organism in Eukaryota, Metazoa, Chordata, Actinopteri, Beloniformes, Adrianichthyidae. The record is from RefSeq and is a predicted model, not a curated record. The transcript has 2 exons. The annotation marks the transcript as partial.